GAUGAUUAUUCUAACUCUGAGCUCUAACCACUCUGUAUCAUUGACAUUGAGAAGUUUGAUUUGGGAAAUACAAAAUUUUGAUUAUAUAAUGAAAUUUUGUAUUGGAAAAGCAAACCUUUCCGUCGUCAUCUAAGACUUCCUUUGUCCAAAAGUCAAUUAUACUCUGUUUAUCUCUACACUUUUUGGUCCAAACUCCAAAACCCAUUCAUUAAAAUAUAUAUAACCAACACAAAAGAAUCGCAUUCACAAACACAAAACCCAUCUGUUACACAUUCUUCUUGAUUUCUCAGCAUCGUUUUUCUUCUUUCAGCAAAGGGAUUCAUUCGAUCAACCCAAAAUUCAGAAGAUAUGUGUUGUGGAGAUGGCGAUUGUAGGCCACUCGGCUUCUUGCUUGGCUUGCCUUUUGCUUUCGUUUCUCUUAUCCUUUCCAUUAUCGGCGUAAUUAUAUGGAUUGUGGGAUUGACGCUUACUUGCAUAUGUCCUUGUUGUUUGUGCUUAACGGUGAUAGUGGAGCUUGCUUUGGAGCUGAUCAAAGCCCCAUUUCAUGUCAUGGAGUGGUUCACCUCUCAGAUUCCUUGUUGAUUGUUCAUAUUUAUCAAAGAGGAAAGUGGGAGAAGCAUUAUAGUGUGUAAUUAGAUUACCUUGUUUGUGUGAGAUUUACAUUUGAUAUGAAUAUGAAGCUUUGUGUGUUCUUUGCUUCAUUGUAAUAGCCUUCCAUUGAUUGUUUAUUUCGUCGAUAAUCAAUAUAGAAUUGAUGUUCUGUUUUACAAUA
Cucumis sativus (cucumber) is the source of this 772-nucleotide messenger RNA. RefSeq names its product signaling peptide TAXIMIN 1. The record is from RefSeq and is a predicted model, not a curated record. The transcript is spliced from 2 exons. Lineage: Eukaryota; Viridiplantae; Streptophyta; Magnoliopsida; Cucurbitales; Cucurbitaceae. The coding region runs from base 349 to 582 and encodes 77 amino acids.